UUAAUAUACAUACUUAUAUUUAUUUAAAUUGUUGUUGCUGUUUGUCUUCAACUUGUGUUUGUCUCCAGUUACAAAAGCCGCGACGCUGUCGACGUCUCUGAUAAGCAGCAGCAGGAGUCGCCACCGAACGUUGCAACUGUUUUUGCCAUGGAACUGGAAUGCGAUUUGGGUGCCAUACAAAACGAGGAGUUGCUGAGGAAAAUGUGGCAGCAAUCGGAGGACAGCGAACGUAAAAGGCAAAUCCGUACGCAUCUCUAUAAGCUACGCGAGUCGCGUCUGAGGAAUCUCUAUAGGCACGAACCGGAUAGCAUAGCAUUCGAAAUGUCUGAACCGAAUGGCAAUACUCUUUCCGGCUUUGGCAAGGAUCCGCUGGCCACCAGCCACGGUGAUGCGCUGCUGGACCAGAAUUUCCAGAGUCUCAAGUCCAAGGAGGUGCGCGAUUCGAUGAGUCCCACGCACGAGCUCAAGUUCCAUUCGAUGAGCCUCACCCAACCGAAUAGCACCGGCUGGGAUGUGCAGACCUCCUCGGAGGUGAGUCCCGAUGGACGCGCCUACCGCACCGAGACGCUGGCCAAAACAGAUGGUGUUGAGAAGCUGAAUGGUGGCGGCACUGCCGAGUUCAAGGGUCGCAAUGAGCAGCGCUCGAGCGCUUCGCAUCAGGGCGACGACAAGAACUAUGUGAAGCAGGCGGCGGACAGCUCCAAUACGCAUCUCCAGGAGAAGGUUGUCUAUGGCGAUGAGAGCGCCGGCGGACGCACCGAAAUGAAGGUGAGCUCCACCACCUCCUCAUCGAGCUCCAAGUUUGUCUCAUCCUCCACUGUCGAGUAUGGGGAUGAUGAUGCCGCUCAGCCACGCUAUCUGCUGGACUCUCAGUCGACAAAUCGUCAGCAACAGCAGCAACAGCAGCGAGAGCAGCGGGAACAGCGAGAGCAGCGCGAGCAACGUGAGGUGCGGGAGCAGCGCGAGGUGCGCGAGCGCGAGGAGCAGCGUCUGCAGCAACAGCGCGAGGAACGAUAUUCGGAGAGCCGGGAGCAAUCGAAGAGCACCCGCAACGUGGAGACACAGCAGCACUACGAGGAGAACAAACACUAUGUGGAUAUGGAUAAGGCAUCCCCGGAAUAUCAGCGUCAUGUACAGCAUCUGAUGUCGCAGCCAGGCGAGAUCAUCUCCAAUACGGUUGAGUAUCCCAAGCCCAAUGUCAAGAUGAUUACCACGGUGAAGCGUCUGCCCGAUGGCACCAUUGUCAAGAACAAGCGCUACGAGACCGAGCAACUGACUCCCAGCGCGGACACAACGCGCCAGACCCAGACCCACAAUCAGUCACAGAUAAACAAUCAGCGUCGCACGCAGGAUGUGCACCAUCAGCAGCAGCAGCAGACCCACAGCCGUGGCGAGCCGCGCGAUGUGGUUGACAAUGCGGAACCGUUGCGCCGUCCCGCCGAGGCCGAGGAGCUAAUCAAGCAGGAGAGCUAUUCGACGGUCAAGAAGUCCAGUCGUCGCUUCUCCACUGAAACGACAUCGGAGACCGUCGAGGAGUACGAUGAUCGUGCGCCCAAUCAGCCUGGACAGCAGCUGAAGGCGCCGUCUCCGGCACGCCAGGAUUACAGCAUGCACGGCUUUCCCAUCAAGCCGACGCAGGAGUUUCCCAAUCAACGGUCGACAACGCCCAGCCGUCAGCCGGCGAGCGAUUUCUCCACGCACGGAUUUCCGUCGGUGCGCGGCAAUAAGCCCACCCAGGAGUUUCCCAAUCAACGGCCCAGCACCGAGGAGGUCGUAGUGGUCAAGUCCGAGAAGAGUCGCAAUGUGAAGCAGAGCAGCAGCAGCUCGCAGCGCACCAUCGAGACGGAGUACGUUGACGAGCAUGCCCCCUUGCCGGUGGCUGGACCAACGGGCACGCCCAGCUGGGAACAGCCGGCCAGUCCGCGACGGGCACCCGUCGACGAUUUCAGCACGCACGGCUUUCCCUCGGUGCGCACCUCACGGCCCGUUCAGCCCGAUCAGCCCGAUGCCGAGGCAGUGCAUCAGACCAGCACGAGCGCCGUCAGCCGCAAAUCGGAGCGCAUCAUUGAGACCCAGGUGGAGCGGGACGUCAAUGUGGAGCCGGAACUGCAGCAGCAGCGCCGUCGUCCACAGCCGCUGAACGCCCAGCCGCCGGCAAGUCCGCGUCGCACGCAGCCACGCGACGAUUACACAGGAACACAGGGUUUUCCCUCGGCACGGUCGCCCACACGGGCGCCGGCCAGUAAGUCGCCGCCGCGCCGACCGAGCGCUGGCAUUCGGACGCCCACACGCAAUGCACCGGAGUCGACAGCAACAACAACAACAACAACAACGACAACGACACGUCGCCAGCUGCAGAAGGAGCGCGAGGUGGAUGCAGCGCAUCGGGCAUUUGCCGCCUCGCUGCGCAGCAGCUCGCCAGCGGAGAGCGUCGGCUCGACCGGAUCGCAUCAUCCACAUCAGCCGCAUGGGCGUCGCGAUAGCGGCCAAACGGAUCAACAUCGUCAAACGCCAAGGUCGAGCAUCUCAUCGAGCCGGACAUUUAGGCGCGAUGGACGCGAGGGCUCCCACGAUAGCCAUGCGCCAUCCGAGUCCAGUCGCAUCAGCUCGACGACGGUGACACGCCAUAUCGGGGUGCCCACUACCAAGAGCGUGGGUAAAACACUCGUUACCAAGCAGCAACAGCAGCAACAAGCUGUUGUUAAGACCCGUAACGUUCAAGGUUCUAACGAAACAAUCGAUCUUAUGCCGCAGCGUUCGCCCAAAUCGCCAGCAACGAAAACAACAACAACAACAACAACAACGACCACAAAUACGAUUGGCAAUAAGCCAACAGCCGGAGGAGCAGCAGCAGCCCCAGCCAUUACCCCAACCAUCCCAACAACCCCAACAACCCCAACAACCCCAACAAGCCCAACAAAGCCCACAGCCGUAACUCCAACAACUCCAACAGUUCCAGCCGUUAUUCCAACAGCUCCGCGCAAUCUUCCGGCUAGUCCCAGCAGCAGCGAGACGCCAAUUGUGUCAGAUAACCAAUCACAGUAUACGUAUGCUACUACUAAGCCAGCCGAUAUAUUCUCUUUGCCACCCACUCCUACAACACCUACCAUUAACAACAACAACAACAACAAGAACAACGCAACACUAACAAUCAACAACCAGAACCAGAACCAGAACCAGAACGUGAACCAGAACCCUUCCACUGAAGACAAGCCCAACGAAUUGUUAACUAAAACCAAGCUGAGCUCAAAUGAGGCAACCACAUCCAGUCCAUCUGCCGCCGUGCUUGAGCCACCCUGUGUCCGUCGACACUAUUACAAGCUGGGUCCGGCCGACAAUGCGGAUGCGGAUGCUGAUGCGGUUGCCAAUACGAUUGCGAAUGCGAAUGCGGAUGCGGAUGCGCCGACGGCUCAACGCGAAGCGGCCAGCAUUGCCAAGGCGGUGACAAGUACUGAAACCGUUGAGCGCAGCCGGCCAACCAGCCAAACGUCACCCGGCCGCACCGUCGCCUCGCGCCGCAACAUCUUCGAGAAGCAAUCGCCCAGCCCCGACGGCGAGCCCAACGGACGCCGACCCUCGUACAUGGAUCACACGAAGAGCUCCCUGGAGCACAUUCGUCGCGACUCGCUGGAGAUCAAUAAGACGCACUAUUCGCGCAAAUCCUCUGUGGAGGAUGACAUCGGACUUGAGCCACGCAAUCCGAAUGCGGCGGUCAAGUUUGAUGUGCCCAGGCGCGGCUCACGGCCCGAACCGGUGCGCACCACCAACAGCGAGGAGAUCGAGAUUGAGGAAAUCUUUGAUCUGCAGACGCUGGAGCAGCUGCUGGAGACGGUUAGCAGCUACGAGCUGCGCCGCCGCAUACGCGCCCAGAUACGUUUGAUCAAGAAAAACAUGAUCAAUGCGAGCAGCACCACCAGCAGCAUCACCACAACGACCAUAACCAGCAAGGGCAGCGCCAGCUCCACGCCCAGUCGCAGUCCUUUGCCACCACGACGCACGGCCGAGCAACCGCAGCAGCUGGCACGCGAGCGCAGCCACAGUCCGGAGCCAAGGAGCAGCAGUCGUCGCACGGAGCAGCUGGACAGCGCCACGGCACAUGGCAAGCCGCCGGUAAAGCCACGCGAGCGCAGCGCCAGUCCCGCCCAGACGCGACGUCGCAGUCCGACGGGCAAGGCCCAAGCAUCAAGCACAACGACAACAACCACACGCACCACCAGCGGCAAGGGCAAGGACAAGGACAAGGCCAACGAGAAGCCCAGUCCCAUUUGGGCGGAUCGCAGCAAGGUGCUGCGUGCCUCCGGCUCGUCCUCGCCCACGCCCACGCCCAGAAAGGGCUCCAACUCCAGCAGCAUCAGCAGCAGCAGCACCAGCAAAUUGAUGCGCAGCAGCAAUACAAGCUCCUCCGCCGCCGCCACCACCUCCUCCUCCUCCUCCACCACCACCACGAACCGGAGCAGCAGCAGCAAGCGACGCGAAGAGGACUCCAUUACGUCCAGCUAUGGCGUUGGACCCACCGAUGAGAAUGGGCUGCCCCUCUUUGGCAUCAGGGCGCUCAAGAAGAAGAUACAGCCGACGGCGCCAUGUGAGACAAAGCAAGAAGUCACAGGCUAUGUCAUCGAGGAGCAGUUCUAUUCGGAUGACAAGUCGCCGCCGCGUCGCGAGCGCAAGGAGCUCAUCUACUCGAGCAAUCCCGCGGAGCUGGCCACGCUGCAGCAGCAGCUGGAGCACACCAGCCAGCCUUCUGGCCAGAUAAAGCUGCAGCGCGAACUGAAGCUCAUCGAUGCCGAUGAACUGCCAUUGGCGGCGGCGGCGGCCAUUGAGACGGGCACGCGUCGCGGCUCGGUCAAGGAGCUGACCGAACGUUUCAUACAGAAGGAGUCCGUGGCCGACGAGGCGGAGACCGAGGACAGCGAAUCGAACGAUGUCUGCAGCGUCAUCGAGAUGGAGACACCACAGAUGCGCCAAAAGUCCAGCAGCAGCACCACCCGCACCAGCUCCAGCACCCGAUCCUUCCUCAACACCAGCGGCGAGGAUCGACUCGUCGGCAGCGUCGACGAUGUGCUCGAGCGUAUGCGCAAUGCCGACAAUGUUAUGGAACCCGGCGACAGCACGGAGGAUCGCGAGGCACGUGCUCUGCUCAAUAAAUUCCUCGGCGCUAGCGUAAUUAUGCAGGGCGUGGAGACCAUGUUGCCGGCGGGUCAGCGGCAGGAGAAGCAGCAACAGCUGCCCAGGGGCAACAACAACAACAGCAACAACAACGGCAGCCAAGCGGUGAAAACGACGCGCAUCAGCAGCAGCAGCUACAGCAGCAAAGCUGGCAGCAACAGCAACAGCAACAGCAACAGCAGCAGCAGCAACAUCAACAGCAGCAACAGCAGCAGCAGCACUCGGAAGAGCACAUCCUCAGCACCAGUUACACGCACAACUUGUGACAUCGAGGAGAUUUGGGACGAGCAGUUACUGAGGCAAUUGCUGGAACAGGCGUCCACAUACGAGGAGCGUCGCAAGAUCCGUGCACGUUUACGCGAACUUAUGGCGGAACGCGAAGAGCAACAAAAUUUAAAGGCGGGCGGUGAAAAGGUCGCUGCCAAAGAAGAGGAAGAGAGCAGCGCCAGCGAAUAUGAGGAAAUAAUUGAAGAGGUCACCGACGACGACGACGACGACGACAGCAGCGACGAGGAGCAGCAAGCGCCAGCCAAGCCCAAGGAGACGGAGAAGGAGAAGGAGAAGGAAACGGAAAGCAUCGAUAAAAAGCUGGCCAAAGUCGAGCUCAGCAAGCAGGUGGUCAACAAGCAGCUGCUGUCCGACAGCCAAGUGGACAGUGUGGUGCAGGCACAACACAAGCAACAAAGCUCAACGACCAGUGAACGCACCGAGACGAAGUCGAAAGAUGGCGGCGCAGUUGUCACCACAACAACAACAAAAGUUACCACACGCACUGUGAGCGGCAGCGCUGCCUCCAAGAACAUCUCGCCGCUGGCCAAAUUCAAGCAGCUCGACAAGGCAGCUGCCCAGCAGCAGGCUCAAAAAUCAUCUCCAACAACAAGCACACCCACGACCCCCGGCGGUUCAGCACAACCGUUAUUCAAAUUUACCGAUCCGGCAUUAAAUGCGCGCGCCGCCACUGUCAAGGAUCAACUUCUGCAGUGGUGUCAGCACAAAACGCAGGAAUAUGAGAACGUCCAAAUAAGCAACUUUAGCUCGAGCUGGUCAGACGGCUUGGCCUUUUGUGCGCUGAUACAUCAUUUCUUGCCAGAUGCAUUUGACUACAGUAAACUAACCAAACAAACUCGCAAACAUAACUUUGAGCUGGCCUUCAGCGUGGCUGACGAGAAAGCUGGCAUUGCGCCCUUGCUGGAUGUGGAGGACAUGGUGGAGAUGAGUCGGCCCGACUGGAAGUGCGUCUUUGUCUAUGUGCAGAGCAUCUAUCGCCGUUUCCGCAAUUGCCAGUAAAAGCAGCAACAACAACAACAACAGCAGCAGCAAGAACAACAACAGCAGCAGCAGCAGCAGCAGCAGCACGUGGCCUACAAUAACUGUUCAUUAAAUUUUAAGCAAAAGAGAAAGAAAGAAAAUGCAAGCCCCUCUUCAGGCAAAUUUGUAGACCUUUUGGCAUUUCGUGUUGGAAGAAGACACGCAUCCUCCCACAUAACUAUAUCCCAUAUAUAUACCCUAUAAAUAACCCAACAUUUUUGAUGCAUAUAUUUUAACCACAAAUGGCAGGCUCGUCGCAUUGAACAGCAAACGGGACAUUUUGUACGUUUUUUGUGUUUGUUUUUUUUUUUCUUUAUAUUAUUUUAUCAAUUUUUUUUUUUUUACUAUUAUUAUUAUCAUUAUAAUUAUUAUUAUUUGUUAUUGAAACUAAAUACUUAUGCAAUAAUUGUUGAAUUUUUUUUGUCAUAAUCUUAAUUAUAAAUGGAGCAAAAUGGAGCAAGGCGCAAACUUUACUAACCCCGCUGAGUUUUGAUAAGAGAGCGAAUCGAUACUACGAAACGAUACUACUCGAUUCCCCUCCGCCCCUACCCCCAAUCUACCAGCGCAAAAUACUACUCAAUCUUCGAAGCGAGCAAAAUUAUACGAACAAAUUACUAACUCGCAGCAGCGGCAAGCGAAAUGCGAUAUCAACAUAAAAAUAUUAUUGUAUCUACAGCUAAUAUUAACAUUGAACAAAAAAAAUACAA
Drosophila montana is the source of this 7181-nucleotide messenger RNA. Its product is annotated as smoothelin-like protein 1. Gene Ontology annotation, molecular function: protein binding. Gene Ontology annotation, cellular component: filamentous actin; microtubule organizing center. Gene Ontology annotation, biological process: actin cytoskeleton organization. The transcript is spliced from 16 exons. Lineage: Eukaryota; Metazoa; Arthropoda; Insecta; Diptera; Drosophilidae. Bases 148 to 6453 code for a protein of 2101 amino acids. The record is from RefSeq and is a predicted model, not a curated record.